AUGAACAUGGGGGAUUUAUCUGAAACCGAAUGGGUGAUGGUGGCAGGAAUUCCGUAUCACCUGCAAAGUAUUGAACUAAUCAAAAGAAUCGGGGAAUUUUGUGGGGAGUUGGUGGAAGUGGAUUGGCAACACUGGUCGUCGGAGUUCGUCAAAAUUCUGAUUAAGAGGGUUGGGCCGGUGCCGGACUCUAUCCCGAUCCUGUUCACCGAAGAAGAAUUCAAUGUGAUCAUCGUGCAGUCCCCUGGAAGCUCAUCAGUCUCUUCAUUGUCCCCUAGAGGGUUUGCGGGAAUCCAGAUGCCACAUCCCACCUCGGCUACUGGUUCAGUGCAUGGGAAGAAUCACACGCGUGGUUGCAUGGAGACUCCCACGGGGAGUGAUGAUUCGUCGUCUGUCAAUUCGAAUCCGAACUCAAGGCCCACUUAA
Linum trigynum is the source of this 423-nucleotide messenger RNA. The record is from the annotation of a GenBank genome assembly. NCBI's taxonomy places the organism in Eukaryota, Viridiplantae, Streptophyta, Magnoliopsida, Malpighiales, Linaceae.